AUGAUUAUUCUUCGUUUAUUCUACUUAGUAUCUCCGAGUAUUCAAUCUCAUAUAACAAAUUCACCAGAAGAUGAACCAUUAUCGACUGGUACAAUUUUACAUAAUGAAAAUAAUGAACAAAAUCAUUCUAUAUUAUCAUUUCCUGAUCAUGAUUCAUCUCCAUCACAAGUAUCAGAACAAUUAAUUGAUAAUAAUAAUCAAUUGAAAUUAGACGCACAAAUACUUGUUGAUGAUUCAAUUCAAAAUGCACAAGAAAAAUAUCAACGAAUAUUACGAAUGAGUAUUGAUCAAGAUCCACAAAACAUUACAUUAGAUACAGUUAAACAAAUAACUCCUAAUAAACCAAAAUCAGUAGUUAUAUCAGAUGAAUCAAAUACACAACAAUUUUCCAAUGACAAUACAUUGUGUCAAGAACUUUGUAAUAAACUCAAUCUGUCAGAUUCUAAUCAAAUUACUGAAAUUAUUCAUAUACUUGCGUUAAAUGCACCACAUAUUCUCAAAGAACACUAUUCAAAUAAAAAUAUUUUAAGUAGUAAUUUAAAUGCAAACGAAGAAAAUGAAAAUACUUUAUAUAAACAAUUAUUACUUCAUCCACCAUUUAAACCAAAGCGAUUGAUUCAUUUAUGUCCCGAUGGAAGUAUUCAAGUCUUAUCAGCUGUUGAUGAUAAUUCAAAUGAAAAUCAACUAAUUCAUCAACAAAAAUAUCAUCUCAAUUAUUCAAAUUCAGCUUUAACACCAUCAAUGCAACAAAAUCAUAUUCUUACAGAUGAAUCUUCUCUUCCUUUGGAAUAUGAAACAACAGCGACAACUACACUUGAUUUAAAAACUAAUUCACAAUCUCAUUCAAAAAAUGAAAUUCAUUUUGAUCAUUUAAUUAUAGAUAAUAAUUCAAUAUUAUCUCUUCAACAAAAAAAGACAAUAUUUAAAUAUGAUAGUUCAUUAGGAUACUCAUCAACACAUGCGAAUGAAGUUCAACUUAAUAAUAAUCAUACAAAAAUCAUUUCUCAAGAUAGUGAUCCAAUAGUAAUGAUUAAUCUUGAUCUUCAAGAUGAAAUAAUGGAAAUAAAUAAUAGAGAUGAUGAAAAUUCUUUACCAGAACUUUUUUUCAAACGCAUUAUUGCACAUGAAAGUAAGCGUCUAUUGAUAAAUGAAUAUAAUUAA
Rotaria sordida is the source of this 1161-nucleotide messenger RNA. The record is from the annotation of a GenBank genome assembly. NCBI's taxonomy places the organism in Eukaryota, Metazoa, Rotifera, Eurotatoria, Philodinida, Philodinidae.